Messenger RNA from Phalacrocorax carbo (great cormorant), 661 nucleotides. The record is from RefSeq and is a predicted model, not a curated record. Lineage: Eukaryota; Metazoa; Chordata; Aves; Suliformes; Phalacrocoracidae.
AGCGAGGGGCCCGGGAGCCCGGCUGCCCCGCAGGCCGCGCAGCGCCGCGGGGGAGGCACCGGCCCGCCCGGCCAGUGAGCUCCAUCCCAGCUCGCUGCCUCCCCCGCUCCUCGCCCUCUCCCCUCCUCGCCGUCGGCCCCGUCCGUCUGUUCCGGGAUGCCUCCCAACCUCACCGGCUAUUACCGCUUCGUCUCCCAGGAGAACAUGGACAAUUACCUGCGCGCUUUAGAUAUCAAUGUGGUCCUGCGGAAACUGGUUUGCCUCCUGAAGCCCGAUAAAGAGAUCAUCCAUACAGGAGAUCACAUGGUCAUCCGCACGAUCACCUCCCUGCGGGACUAUGUGAUGGAUUUUGACCUGGGAGUGCAGUUUGAGGAAGACCUGGGACCCGUGGAUGGACGCAAGUGCCAGACAACUGUCUCCUGGGAGGGAGAUCAGCUGGUGUGUGAGCAGCUAGGAGAGAAGAGGAACCGAGGCUGGAGGCACUGGCUGGAGGGAGACAAGCUGCAUCUGCGCAUGACUGCUGAAGACGAGGUCUGUAUCCAGGUUUUCCAGAAAGUGAAGUGAGUGCUCCCCCAGACGGAUGCCCAGAUGGGAUCCUCGCUCCAGAGUGCAAACUGCCUCGGAUUGAAAAAGAAACAAGACCCGAGAGAUCCGAACCCCC